Messenger RNA from Rhopalosiphum maidis (corn leaf aphid), 3981 nucleotides. RefSeq lists its product as uncharacterized. NCBI's taxonomy places the organism in Eukaryota, Metazoa, Arthropoda, Insecta, Hemiptera, Aphididae. The transcript has 3 exons. The record is from RefSeq and is a predicted model, not a curated record. The coding region runs from base 388 to 2043 and encodes 551 amino acids.
CACCAAUAGCUAACGGAUAAACGUCGUUGUUUGUUGUCGUUCGCUCUUAAAAAUAAUUCGAAUAACAAUUGUUAUACGAAAAAAAAUCGCCGGUACGCCGUUAUUGUGAUUAUUACUAUUGUGACUAUAUUUUUAACAUUCAGUGCGCAUCGUGUGAAUUUCAAACGAUAUAUUAUCAUAAUUUUUUUCGGUCUCGUCAAUUUAUUUUAGACAAAACGUCAUGUAAUCGUAGAUAUACGGAUUUCACGAUAAUACUGGUAUCUUGUGAGUCUAGUGCCGUUCGGACUAACGUACUGUAUCUGUAUAGAUAUCGAAGAUACGACGCCCGAUAAAGAAAUAAUUUAUUAACGUGAUAUUUUGCUCUGUCGAUCUAAUGCUUGUGCCAUAAUGAAGCACGAAAGUCAGCACCCAGAGCUCAUUUCAAACGGAAAAGGAAAGCCUUUCAAAAAAAGCAUCAGUUUAAGUGCCCUGGGCUUGGGAAAGCUGUGGCGAAGGCGAUCUGUGACCAUAACUGAGUACGAUCCAUGUUACAAGGUCGUCUAUUUGGGAAACGUCCUCACUGGGAUAGCCAAAGGUGAAAUGUGCGUGGAGAAGCCGUUGUGCAGUCUUUGGAAAAACUACACGUGCAAUCAGAAACCGGACGUGCACAUGAAGCUGACUAUCACGCAGUCGGGUCUGAAGGCGUUUACCAAGGAGCACGGGCUAACCGAGUACUGGAGCCACCGGGUCACCUAUUGCCUGGCGUCACCGCAGUUCCCACGCAUAUUCUGUUGGGUGUACAGGCACGAGGGCCGCAAGCUCAAGCAGGAACUCCGAUGCCAUGCAGUCGUGUGUACCAAGGAGUCUGUAGCCAGGCAAAUCGCAGGCCAACUGCGUGGACGCCUAGCGCAAGCACUCAGUGAGUUCAAGCGAGACAAGAUCAGCCGGCAGAACGCCCGACUAUCACUGGCCAACAGCGUGUACGAGAACCCAUCACUGCCCCGGCGAAAAAUCCUGUUAUCCACCGGGUCGCAUAAUUACAGGCCACCGUUGGAGCGGUCCAAGUCGGCGCCGCGGCUCGUGUCCAUCGAAGAGAGCUUGGAAGAGGAUGACGAACCGACCGACUCCUGCGCGGCGUUUAGGAGGUGCCGGGCGGAGAACCGGUUGCGGACCGGCACGCUGCGCAACCGGUUGGGCGGACUUCAUGGUUAUAGGGAGACAGCCGCUGCCACUGCCGCAGCCAUUACUGCCGCCACCGUCGCCGCCGCUACUAAUUCCGCAACCGAAGCCACUACCGACGCCACUGGUAUGGUGGACGAGAUCGAAAACCGCCUGGCCAAAAACCUGCAGCUCGAGGACGAUGGACUAACCGAUGAUAACGCACAACCAUCUCAAGACGUAGAUUGUGCUUCGGUUGAAUCACUACCGUCUUAUCGAGACGUCCUAGCCGUAGAUCAAGAGUCCACUUCGUCCUCUUCGUCAUCGACGAUUUGUGUCGAGCAACAGCAGCAUGAACUGCUUCCCAAAUACAACGAGGUAAUUGUCGACUGUCCACAAGGUCCGGAAGACGUGUGCUACAAAUAUAACAGCCUGGUCCGGGAUCGGAAGAGGCUAUUCGAAAGCAUAGGUGGAGGUGUGGGUAAACGUCGUGAUCAGUUCAAACGGAUGAGCUCGGACUCGGAGUUGCUAGGCGCCUACAACAACCUGGUGAAAAACCGAAAGCUGUUGUUUGAAGGCUGUUGCCCAGACGACGAUGGUGAUGAUGAUUUAGACGUGGACGAGGAGGACUUGGAUGAGGACAAAGACUGCGGAUAUCCGGAUGACGAGUCCACACCUAGCUUACAGAGCAUAUCCAGCGGUGGGUCGGAUGCGUGCAAGAAGAUCGCCAUGGACCUGGACUCGCUUUCAGAGGAAGACAGCGAUGAGAGUGGUUACGUGGAGGCGCCGCCAUCACGUUGUCCUGCUGAUGUAGCUGACCAUGUCGACAAGGAAAAAGAAAUGCACAGACGCAGCAAUCAUGCUGUGGUCGCCAGGAACGCUUCUGCUCGACGGGUCGGCGCAUAAAAACCACCCUCUUAAUACCAUGUGAAAAAGACUUUUUUUUUAAAUUUUAUUAUUGAUUUUAUCAUUUUAAACGCGUCGGUAGUGUAUCGCCACUGUGUGUCUGGUGUAUACACCCCAAUACGAUACGAUACAUAAUAACGACAUGAAAUGUUUUAUUAUUAUAUUAUUAUAUAGUAUAUAUCAACUAUUAUUGUUAUUAUUAUUGUUGUUGCUAUUCCAAACGUGUGUGACCCCGGCGUGGGCGUGCGUUAGCUGAACAAGAAACAAGGACGUCGAGAAUGAACGAGCGCAAAGCGUUAGUAGAAAAAAAAAAUUUUAAAUACCUACUGCGAGAACAAGCAACUCCGUCGUCGUCAUAGCAGUUGUUUUUGCGUGGAAGAAAUAAUCGUUACAAUACUGCAGAUAACUCAUCGUGAAAAGCAUUGCCUGCGGACAAAAACUUGUUUUUUCCAUCAUUAUUAUUAUUACUAUUACUUUUAACAUUGUAAAAAAAAACCAACCAGUUAUAACGUAUUUAUUUCAUCUUUUUCGUUUGAAAUUUAAUAUACCAUGGCUUUUUGUCAUCGUUUGCCACUCGCUCCCGCACGUCACGCUAUUAUAUAACACUAUAAUAAUAAUAAUAACAACAACAAUAAUUGUAUCAUAGAUAAUUAUUACGUUGUGUGUACGUUAUACGUACGUUCAUAUUUUAUUAUGUGUAAAUAUCACAAAUCGACCUAGUCAAGCAAUCGUAUUAUUAGGGAUUAGUAUUUUUAGGUUGCAAAUCAUAUGUUUUAUAGUUUAAUAUUAUGUAUAAGUAUAUAUGUAUAUGUGUGUGUGUGUUGUUAGGAGGAAAAAAGGAUAGAGCAACAGGACAGCAAGAGCAAAACUGUUUAGUUAGGCCUUUGCAAGCCAGGUCCAAGUUGACAUUUUAUUGUCUUGGACGAGAAAGUAAAACAUCGUAUAUACCAAAUAAGGUGCUAGCUAUAAUUUAUCGAAUUAGACUUUUGAUUAUAUUAUAUUGAGUGGUAGAUUCUGUUUAGAUAGAGGUGUGGACCCAACCCCAUACCUAUUAAAUUAUAAUAUAUCAAUUAUAUUACGCUCACAUUUUAUCAUCAUGUACUUUGUUUUAUACCUGUUCGAACAAAAUACGUCUCUUAAAAUUUUUUGAAAAUAUAACAAUUUUAAUCAACUUAGUUUGACAAACGACGCGUUUCAUAUUUUUUCUAUUUUCUCCGAAAAUUCAUUACUAUAAAAUGUCAACCGACGUUCCUAUUGCCUUUUUUAAUGGUAGAUUUUUAUUUUAAUGAAAAUCAGAGUCGAACAAAAAUUGCUUAACACUCCGUUUGUACAAGUAUACUAUUAGCGUAGAUAUAAUAUUUUAUAUACUAGGUAAGUUCUAUUUCGUUGUGUGAAUUCUACUUUUACCAACCUGAUUGUCGCGGUCGUGAUAUAAUAAUAUAAUAUGUAUUAAAUUGAAAAUAAAAUAAUGCCGUUUAAUACGUAUUACAGGUGUAUCGUAGAUAAUAAAAUAAUUACAAAUUGUUUGAAUCCAAUUCAAUAUUAAAUGUGAUGUACUGAUGUAUCUAGAUAGAAUAAAUACGAAAAUAGAAAUGUUAAACUAUUAGGUAAUGUAGAUAUCACAUAAAUACAUAUAUAUGUUACGUAAGUAUAUUAUUAUAUUGCUGCGCAAUGUUAAUUAAGAAAAUUAUCUGAUUAUUUAGACUUGUUUGAAAUAUUAUCGCGUUCAUUAAUGAACUUGAAAAAUAAUUAUUUAAUGUUUUUGUUUUAUCAUAUUAUAUUCUACCAAAAUGCAAUUUGUACGUUAGAUUAUUACGUAUUACCUAUAAUACGUAUAUGUGUGUGUGUGUGUACCUAUAGAGUAACCGUGUAAUAUUUAUGACGAUUAUUAUUUUGUAAAACUCAUCAUUAUUAUUUGCAUUUGUAUUGUAUUGUAUU